Zingiber officinale is the source of this 684-nucleotide messenger RNA. RefSeq lists its product as uncharacterized. Lineage: Eukaryota; Viridiplantae; Streptophyta; Magnoliopsida; Zingiberales; Zingiberaceae. Gene Ontology annotation, biological process: carbohydrate metabolic process. Gene Ontology annotation, molecular function: hydrolase activity, hydrolyzing O-glycosyl compounds. The transcript has 6 exons. The record is from RefSeq and is a predicted model, not a curated record. The coding region runs from base 1 to 684 and encodes 227 amino acids.
AUGCUUCACGGCGACGGCCGGACUGUCCACCUCUCCCUCGACCAACGAAUAGGUGCUGCAUUUGCGUCGCAAGAUCUCUACCUCCAUGGAUUCUUUAGUGCCUCCAUUAAACUGCCCUCCGAUUACGUGGCUGGAGUGGUGGUUGCUUUCUGUCGCCUCCGCCGCAUCAAGGUCAGGGACAAAGGAUCCGUCGCAAAAUCUGGCGUCCGGAGGGGAAUCGCGUCUCGGAAUGUCCGCCGCAUCGCAGAUCAAGAGUCCCCCCUGCACCCGCCUCUUUAUCCCCUCAGGAGGUCGGAAUCGGCCGGGAGCGAGAACCAUAACUCCCGAUCUGUCUCGUCGUCGCCGGAUAAGGAUGACCGUUGCUACACGACCAGGGGAUCGGCGGCGUUGGUAUGCGAGGGCGAGAACGCCGACGAAAGAGCCUCGGCAGCCUCUCUACCUCGAUUCUUCGUUUCACUGUCGAACAAGGAGAAGGAGGAGGACUUUAUGGUGAUGAAGGGGUGCAAGCUGCCGCAGCGACCCAAGAAGAGAUCCAAAUUCGUCCAAAAAUGCAUACUCUUGGUAAGUCCUGGAGCAUGGCUGUCAGAUCUCUCACAGGAGAGGUAUGUAGUCAGGGAGAAGAAGGGAUCAAGAAAGAGGAGAAGAGGAUUAAAGGCCAUGUCCAUGGAGAGUGAUUCAGAAUGA